UUCUCAAGCUCUUCCCGGAACCCAUCCCUCCAUUGUCCUUCCAUACUUCCCAUGGCACGCACUGCCCGUUUCACCGGCCUGGCAAGCGGCGCUCAUGCCAUGCAGACCUUUCCCAACGUCUACUCCGUCGCGGCAUCUCCCACAUGGGCUCCUCCCGAGGCUUCAGAGGAUCAGAAGGCCAUGGACGAGCUCCGCCGUGCGGUGCAAAAGGAGGACUGGGCCAUGAACUUUGAGGAGGGUCUCACCAAGAUCCAAAUGCGCGCGGAGUGGUCUGCCAGUAAGGAUCGUAGUGCGCUGCUGCAGUGGCUCGUGAAGUCCCGCCACGCCAAGCGCGUUUUGGAGAUCGGGAGCUUCUGCGGGGUUGG
Molecule: messenger RNA, 365 nt
Organism: Cladocopium goreaui
Lineage: Eukaryota; Dinophyceae; Suessiales; Symbiodiniaceae
Source: the annotation of a GenBank genome assembly